Quercus lobata is the source of this 1853-nucleotide messenger RNA. RefSeq names its product anthocyanidin 3-O-glucosyltransferase 5-like. Bases 218 to 1618 code for a protein of 466 amino acids. Gene Ontology annotation, molecular function: UDP-glycosyltransferase activity. NCBI's taxonomy places the organism in Eukaryota, Viridiplantae, Streptophyta, Magnoliopsida, Fagales, Fagaceae. The record is from RefSeq and is a predicted model, not a curated record. The transcript has a single exon.
CUGUAAGUAUUUUUUUUUUAUGAAUUUUCAAUAAAUAAACCUGAGAGAAAGUACCCUCUUUCCCACGUAUAUUUGUGGAGGGCACAACCCCCUAGGCCCUAACCUCUAUAAAAUAUCUAACAUACCCAUCUCACUGUACCAUUAACUAUCCAUCUCCUUCAUCGAUCGAUACUCAGACACGCACCUUUUUCAUCUUCUCUUCUCGUUCACUUCCAAGAUGACCUCAAAGCCACAAACACACGUAGUAAUUGUCUCCAGCCCUGGCGUUGGCCACCUUGUCUGUGAUCUUGAGCUCGGAAAUCGCCUCGUCGCCGAUCACAACGUCCAUGUCACCUUCUUCGUCGUCGUUGAAUCCAACUCCUCAGCCGGCGAAUCCGAUCUUAUCCAAUCAGCCAGAACUCAAAAACUCCUAGACAUCAUCGAACUACCACCUGUGGACAUCUCAGACAAAGUCGAACCCAAUUCUCCGAUCUUCACAAGGCUAACAACCAUCAUGCGCGAAACAAAUCCAAUUCUCAGGUCAGCAAUCUCAUCCCUGAAUCCUAGCCCAACAGCUCUCUUCGUUGAUAUUUUCGGAACACCAGCACUUGAUGUUGCUGACGAAUUUCACAUGUUAAAGUACGUAUUUGUUACCUCUGCAUUGCCACUUGCGUUAAUAUUAUAUGUUCCUGUCCUUGACAAGGAAGUAGAAGGUGAAUACGUUGUUCAAAAAGAACCGCUGAGGUUGCCGGGUUGUAUGCCGGUUCGACCAGCUGAUGUGGUUGACCCGUUGCUGAACCGGACCAAGCUUGAAUACCGUGUGUUCUUACAAGUUGGGUUGGAGAUGCGUCAGAGUGAUGGGGUUUUGGUGAACACUUGGGAAGAUUUGGACACCACAACGCUUAAAGCGAUGAGAGAACAAGAAGGUUACGGAUCAUUAGCGGUUUACGCAGUCGGACCGUUGGUUAGACCGGUUAAACCGUCUGGUUUAAAGUGCAAGUUGCUGGAUUGGCUAGAUGAGCAACCGGUUGAGUCUGUAAUUUAUAUUUCUUUUGGUAGUGCUGGGGUUCUCUCAGCCCAGCAAAUCACUGAGCUUGCUUGGGGUCUAGAGCUUAGCCGAAAGAGUUUUAUUUGGGUGCUACGUCCGCCUAUCAAGGACAAAGGUGGUAAUGCCUUGGAUUACUUGCCUGAUGGGUUUUUGGAACGGACCCACAAUUUGGGACUAGUGGUCACCCAAUGGGCUCCACAAUCGGAAAUUUUGGGCCAUAAAUCAAUAGGUGGGUUCUUAUCUCAUUGUGGGUGGAACUCAUCGCUGGAGAGCAUACUAAAUGGUGUGCCAAUGAUAGCAUGGCCUUUAUAUGCAGAGCAGAAAAUGAAUGCUACGAUGCUAGCUGAGGAGUUAGGAGUGGCUGUGCGUCCCAAAAUCGCACCAACUAAAGGAAUUGUAGGAAGGGAGGAGAUUGAGAUGAUGGUAAGGAAAGUAAUGGGGGAUCAAGAAGGAAUGGCAAUGAGGGCUAGAGUUAAGGAACUUAAAGACAGUGGGGAAAAGGCUUGCGCUGAGGGUGGCUCUUCUUUCAAUGCAUUGACUCAACUGGUAAAGCAAUGUGAGAUGAACUUGCAGCGUCAGAAAGUGAAGUAGGCUGUAUAAGCCACCAGUACGUAAUUACAAUAUUAAGGGUGGUUUGGUAAUAUGGGUCUAGUAAUGUUAUUUGUAUUUUUAAAAAAUACGUGUGGAUAAAAAAAUGUGUAAAAAUACGUGUAAUAUUAUUUAAAAAUUGAAAACAUAUUUUUAGAAACAUGUUUUCAAUUUUUAAAUACAUGUAAACGCCCCCAAAGUAUCUUAAGUAAUGCAUAAGAAAUUGUGGAUUAUAACA